CCGGGGGAAAGGAGCAAGGCUGACCGGGCGGUGAAGAGAACGAAAGCUCACCGCUUCAUUCAAAUUUCAAAAAAAAAAGAAGAAGAGGACCGUUGGGAUCCCCCCACGAGAGAAAGCGUGAGCAGAGCGUGAAGAAGGCCAGGGAGGAGCUCUCUCACUGAACUUAAUGAAACGGGAAACGAAAUUUUGAAGCUGAAUCCGUUUGAUUUCAAUAAAAGUUUCGGCAUGAGACGCCACGGGUUCCAGCUCCCUCUUCAUCACCUCCAGAUUGUUGGUGCGGUGAUGUUCACUUUCCUAGUUGCUGCCUUCUACGUGUUCCUUGGACCUUAUCUCGGUAACAAAGUUGCCGAAAGCAUAACGCUUUCGCUCUUCUCCUUCUCGGCUUUUUCCGUGGUGAUGUUAUACAUAAGGUGUACCUGGAUCGAUCCGUCCGAUAGAACGAGCAUCAGAAGAAGAAAGAGAGCGAAAUCUAAAGGGCUCUCUAAGUUCAGUUACAAGUUCAUUCUGUACCAGGUUGUCGCGAGGUUCUUCAGAAGGCUCGAACGUAAGAUCCUCAAGAGCUGCAUCAGGAGAAAGUAUUUGGAUCCCUGGAAUUCCGCUGCUAAAAUGGAGCCUCUUCUGCCUUUCCCUCUUGUUGACGUGGACGAUGCCGUCCCGCCUUAUAUGAAAGACGAGGAAAUUACAUUUUGCUCACUUUGCGACUUUGAGGUUAAAUUGCACAGCAAACAUUGUAAAACCUGUAAUCGGUGUGUUGAUGGGUUUGAUCAUCAUUGCAGGUGGUUAAACAACUGCAUUGGAAGAAAGAACUACACUACUUUCAUCCUUUUAAUGGUUUUCAUUUUGCUUAUGCUCACAAUGGAAUUUGGGACUGCAGUUGCCAUCUUUGUUCGCUGCUUUAGAGACAGCAAUGGAAUAUCACAAGAACUUGAAAAGAAACUCCACGCCAAGUUUCCUAAAGGGGUGCUUCCAUCAGUAGCAGUAUUACUAGCACUGUUGACAUUUUAUAGUUCUUUUGCACUCGGGCAGCUCUUCUUUUUUCAUGUGGUACUCAUUAGAAAGGGAAUGGGAACAUAUGAUUACAUCCUAGCGAUGAGAGAAGAGAGCCAACUACUGGAUCUUUCUGAUGACUCUGAUUCUGAUCUAUCUUCUGAUGAAAGCAUUGAUCUGGACUCGCCAGAUAAAUCGUCCUACUUCUCUCGAUUCUUUUGCAGAAGGCAAAACAUGGAUCAGACUACUAGAAGCCUAUCCUUAACACUUGUCAAAGACUCUACUCCCUCCGCCUCAGACAAGAAGCAUGAAGUCCGAAUCGACCCGUGGAAGUUAAUAAUGAUGAGCAAAGAGAAAGCAAUGGUGGCAGCAGAGAGAGCUAGGGAAAAAAUUAUGAGGCAGAAGUCACAACCGACACGCUCACCAUUAAAACCAUUGCCAUUGGAGACAAAGAGAGGACCCUCGACGAACCUGGAAGUCAAACGAGUUGCUGAGGUGACGCCAGUUGUUUCAAAUAGUGGGAGGUUCUCAAGUCCAAGGAGGAGGUUUUCUGGUUCUCCAUCACCAAGGCCUCAGAAGUACAGGAAUAACUUUGAUUUGAAGCUGAUUGAGGUAUCGAGGGAGCUCGAUACCUAUAUCUCUAAGCAGGUGUUAUGCUCUGCUUUGAAGAAGGGUGGAGAAAAUGAGGCUUCUCCGAGAUAGCUUUUUAAAUUAAAUCUAUAUAUUUCUUUUUCUGAUCUAAAUUCUCAGCCUCUGAGAAGGGUUGGGCUUCUUGUUGAUGUAUAUUCAGAGAUCCAGGUCUGUUUUUGUUAUGAUAUGGGUAUGUAGAUCAAGUGAUAGAACAUGAUUGAUUCACUAUAUGAAAGAAGACGCAGACCUUUAUCUUA
Asparagus officinalis (garden asparagus) is the source of this 1874-nucleotide messenger RNA. RefSeq names its product protein S-acyltransferase 18. The record is from RefSeq and is a predicted model, not a curated record. Gene Ontology annotation, biological process: peptidyl-L-cysteine S-palmitoylation; protein targeting to membrane. The transcript is spliced from 9 exons. Gene Ontology annotation, cellular component: endoplasmic reticulum; Golgi apparatus. NCBI's taxonomy places the organism in Eukaryota, Viridiplantae, Streptophyta, Magnoliopsida, Asparagales, Asparagaceae. Gene Ontology annotation, molecular function: protein-cysteine S-palmitoyltransferase activity. The coding region runs from base 226 to 1689 and encodes 487 amino acids.